AGCAGAAAGUUUUGGAAAUGCUUCUUGAAAAUAAGCUGAAAUGAAAAAAAGUACUGUUUUUUGGUAACACUUCAGUAUGGGGAACAAUUAUCAUUUUUAACUAGUUGCUUAUUAGCCUACAUAUUGGCCAAUACUGUACAUCCCUUAAUCCUAUCCAAUACCUGAGCUUAACCACUACAACAACUACUACCUUACUAACUAUUAAUAAGCAGUAAAUUGGGAGUUUAUUGAGGGAAAAGUCAUAGUUAACAGUGAAUAUGUGUUCCCCGUACUAAAGUGUCACUGUUUUUUGUUUUUAACCAUCACUUACCAUUAUUACACGAUCUGAGGAGAUCAGGUUGGAAAAAAUUGGUCUUCAUCUUAGACAGGAAGUUUGUCUGGUGAGAAACCACACACUGACCAGAUCUUCACAAGUAAUAAACAUGUGACCUAUUUACAUGACCUUCAUCCAUUAUAUAAAGGCAUCUCUUUCAUCUCUUAAUUUGAAGAGUAGUUGUCGUCCGGCUGUGAGUGAAUGACUUUUCUGAUCUUCUCCUCUCGUCUGACAAAAAGAGACAAGAUUAUUCUCAGAUCACUAGAUCUGAGGGAUUUGACUAAAUCAAGAUGCUGCUGAUCAUUGAAGCUCUUCUCUUUUUAGCUGCCCUAAGACAGGAUCACAGAGCUGCUGUUGAAGAAACAAUAUAUCCAUUGGAUAAGGCAAUUAACUCUGUUGAUGACCAGUAUUACGGCUGUGGAGAGAACAUGGCAGAUCUGGUGAAGAACAAAUAUCUGGAUAAAGAAUUAAGAAACUCUCCAAAUUUUAGUGAUGCUUGGAAAGAAGCUGAAAAUGUUAUCAGUAGAUGGAAUAUUUUUAGCAAUCUAAAAAAAAAACAUAAAAUUGCCAUACAUGUGUACACUGAUGAUAAGGUAUAUAGUGAAUUCAAUCAUGACACUCGUAAUGGCAAACAAAAUUUCAAAGACAUGAAAUACAAAUGGUAUUCACUUCACUUUCUGUUAACAGAAGCGAUACAGAUUCUGAAGAAAAAACAAAACAGAUGCUUUGAUACUUUUCGUGGUACAAACAUUGACUUUCAUGGGCGUGUUUUUAAAGAAGUUCGUUUUGGCUCAUUUGCUUCAUCCUCUCUUAAUCGCGACAAAGCAGAACGUUUUGGAACUGUAUCUUGUUUUGCAAUCCAUACUUGUGAAGGUGCUAAUGUGACAAAAUAUUCUCAGUAUUCUGUUGAGGAAGAGGUGCUGAUUCCUCCAUAUGAGAAGUUUAAUGUCACUGCUGUCAAGACAAGAACAGAUGAGCCGGAUCUCUGGUGUGAGACUGUGUACAUAUUGAAAAGCUCUGGAAUAAGAAGUGACCUGAACUGUGCUCUAUUCAAUGAACCAACCAAGACCAUAACUAUUCACUGAACAAAGUGCUUUGAUUUUACAUGAUGUACAUCAGUUCAGGGCCAAAAAUAUGAUAAACAUCUCUGGUGUUCACUUUGAGAAGUCUUUGAGGAGAAAUAAGUGACCUGAACUGUACAAUAGCAUCAAACAGUUGCUUUCUUUAAUGUUGUACUAAUUUUCAUAUUAUUUUGUUGUGUUUAGUUAACCUGUAUUACUGCAUGUUUCUUUCUGUUAUUGAGCCUUGAUUGUCUUGUUUUAUUAAAUCAGCAUUUGUUUUACUGUACGAUUAGGUUCACAAUGUAAACUUCAGAAAAAUAGUGUUUUUUUUUUUUUUUUUUAGAUUCAGAUUUAACUUCUGUCAGCUAAAUAAAUCUCUCAAGCAUAAUUUUUCUUUCAUAAUUCUCUUUGAUGAACAAAACAUUUUAUGAUUGUAGUAAUUUUUUAAU
Molecule: messenger RNA, 1823 nt
Organism: Ctenopharyngodon idella (grass carp)
Lineage: Eukaryota; Metazoa; Chordata; Actinopteri; Cypriniformes; Xenocyprididae
Product: NAD(P)(+)--arginine ADP-ribosyltransferase 2-like
Exons: 3
Coding region: 604-1398 (264 amino acids)
Molecular function (GO): NAD+-protein-arginine ADP-ribosyltransferase activity; NAD+ poly-ADP-ribosyltransferase activity
Source: RefSeq, a predicted model, not a curated record